This is a messenger RNA of Salvelinus namaycush (lake trout), 3571 nucleotides long. Its product is annotated as WAS/WASL-interacting protein family member 2-like. The record is from RefSeq and is a predicted model, not a curated record. Gene Ontology annotation, molecular function: actin binding. The transcript is spliced from 8 exons. Lineage: Eukaryota; Metazoa; Chordata; Actinopteri; Salmoniformes; Salmonidae. Bases 267 to 1595 code for a protein of 442 amino acids.
UCCGUCUGCACACUUCCAUCUUCUCUGCUUCAGCAAUUCUCUGCUGCAAGUGAAGGGACGUGUGCGUGAAUGCAGGAGUGAAAUAUCAAUGGCCGGCUUGAAACUUAUUAAUACACUUGAGAUGAAGGAACUACCGAGAACGAAGAAACUAAUAUGAGUUAAAACGUCAAAUAUCAAACGAAUGGGCUGCUAAGGAUCUCCAGGGGUGACUGAGUUUGUGUAUCUGAGACCUCAGGCCAUCCACAAGACUUGUUGAGCGGGUCAGGAUGCCCAUUCCUCCCCCUCCACCCCCUGGAGGCCCCCCUCCACCCCCAACCUUCAGCCAGGCCAACACCACCCCACCUAAGCUCAACCGAGAUGAGGCCAAAGGCAGAGGAGCCCUGCUCGGUGACAUCCACAAAGGGGCCAAGCUGAAGAAGGUCGGCGUGGUAAAUGACAGGAGCGCACCCAUCUUAGAAAAGCCUAAAGGAGAUGGUGUUAGUAAUGUAGAUGGAGGAGGCUCGUCAGGGGUCAUUCAGCCGAUGGGUGGUCUUUUCCAGGCAGGUGUGCCUAAAUUGCGACCAGUCGGAGAUGGUUCGGUUGGCAGGUCAGCCCUGACGCCUCCUGGCGGGCGCCCUGCUGCUCCUCGUCCCCCCGGACCCCCUGUUCGCCAGGACAACACAGACUGCUCAGCCCUACAGGCCUCUCCCCCGGAGCACUCCCGAUCCCAGAGGCCCUCCCUCCCCGACCUCUCCCGCCCCCUCAGCGGAGGCAGCCCUAACAGUGGCAUGAAGCACAGCUCCUCCGCCCCUCCACCUCCUCCCCCUUUCUCUCGCCGGGGCAACGCACCCCCUGCCCCGACUCAGAAGGCGCCACCACCCCCCCCCUCCUACAACCGGGAGAAGCCCCUCCCUCCCACGCCAGGACAGAGGGGGACUUCCCCGGUGCCGACCCGCAACAGUGCCCCUCCACCCCCUUCUCCCAACAACAACCGGCGGCCCCUGACGUCAGGGGGCUCCUCUGCAUCCUCCUCUUCCUCCUCUCUGGGUCCUCCACCUCCCCCGUACCGCCAGCCCAUAACCAACGGCCCCUCCAGCCCGGUUAACGAAGCCGCCCCGGAGCUACCUCAGAGACACAACUCCCUCAGCAAGAAGCCGUCGCCCGGACCUGGACACACUCCAACCCGUGGGCAAGCGCCACCCCCGCCUCCCUCCCCCUCCCCGCCAGGCGGCCGCCCACCCCCUCCAGUCCGUGAGCCACCCGGUAGAGGAGCAGCUCCACCCCCGCCUGGGUCGACUCAACGAAACGGUGGUCGGGAUGCCCCCCCUCCACCACCCCCCUACAGAGGUAGCCCUUCAGAGCCUCAUAGCCGUGGCAAGCCCCCCCCUCCUCCCUCCCGUACCCCUGCCGGACCCCCGCCCCCUCCCCCACCUAUCCGCAAUGGACACACCUCCAUUUCCCGCUCCUUCGUAGAUGACUUUGAGUCCAAGUAUUCUUUCCACCCUCUGGAUGACUUCCCUGCUCCAGAGGAGUACCGGCACGUCACCAAGAUCUACCCCAGCAAAGCCAACAGAGUGAUGAGGGGAGCUCCUCCUGCACCACCUGUGGGAAGGUGAACACUGAGACUACGUGACUUCUAGUGUACAGGAGACAAGGGACACACACACACACACACACACACACACAACUUUCUCACAUGGAACCUACAGCAUAUAACAUAUACAUGCUUCUCAUUUGACAACAUUUCACUUAAGCUCCAUAACCAUUCACUCACUCGCUCGCCCUUAAAUUGCCCAGGAAUUUUUUUCUAUGGCAGUCUCACUCCAUUUGGAGGUGGAGUUUGGCAGCUUACUUAUGCCAUUCCCAGCCUGUGUCCGUGUGGGUGAACUUGCCCUGUUUUAUCACAAAGGCAUAGUGUUUCCAGGCUCGUGUGUGGAUGGGGAACACUUUGACACCGGUAUGAAAGACAUUCAUCUCCAUACCACGUCAGAGUAUGCACUGUGAUGAGCCCACAUCACCAUGAAACGGGAGAACACCAGUCAGUCGUCUACCUGUAAGAAGAAACCAGUGACUCUACAGCCUGGUCCUAACAGCAGUGACUCUACAGCCUGGUCCUAACAGCAGUGACUCUACAGCCUGGUCCUAACAGCAGUGACUCUACAGCCUGGUUCUAUGUGUCUAAAGGUGAUUGACAUUUGGGGACCACUGUACCUCUUGCUGAUGGAGGGAACUGCAGCUGUUUGAAAGUUCUCUCAGGUAUAUGGUUUGUGGAACAGAACUGGAGAAGACGAUAAGAGGUUCUUUCCAAAAGUGCCAACUGAGUCGGAACUGAACAGCUCAUAUCUUCCCCCCCCCCCCCCCCCCCCCCCCCAUCCUGUCUCCCUGCUGCAAGGCUGUCAUGGGGUUCUCUUAUGACUGGUUGGAAUGAUGGCCUGACAAAAGCAAUAGUUCCAUUUGUUCUCGGUGAUGGUUGGCAGUAAUCAACACCUGUGACAAUCGUUGGUUUGUGGGAGAAGUCAUCCUGUUGAGAAUGAUAUUGCACAUGUAUGGGAUCUUGGCAGCAAGGAAUCUCUCCCUCCCUUCUCUGCGCAUGUUGUUUUUCUUUUUCAGUGUCUUGUCUUGACAAAAUGCAUGAGAGUGAGCUUGUUAGUUGUCCUAAAUGCAAAGCAGAAUGUUAUUAUGCCUUUUAACACUAGUCUGGGUCACUGAAACCAUUUCCCAACUAACUCAUAUGAACACUACAACCCUCACUAGCUUAAAAAUGACAGAGCUUUUCAAAUGCAUCGCAUGUUACAGGAUGCUGCACCAUUACAUUGACACUAAAAUACUUAACCUGAACCCAGGCAAUGAGUCAGAAGCAGUCCAAGAGUUUAUUGUUCAAAAUUGAUGGGGGAGGGGAAUUAUGUUGAGGGUUAAGUAAAUGGAUGCUUUCAAAUACAAACCUUAUCCUGUUGAUUUCAUAUGUUGAUACCCACAAUAGCCACUUGGUGGCAGUAUUUUAUGUUUUUCCAUAGGGAGACGUGGGAGUUACAUGCUUGUGAUGCAGUACCCCUUCAAUUUGUAAUAAAUAAAAUAAAAACAGUUGUGUAUUAUGGAUUUGGCCAGUGUUGAGCGAGAGGGCAGAUCUGUGUCUGUGUACCAAUUUUGAGCUCUACUGCUGAAGGUUGAAUGGACAAACUAGUGAUUUAACAGCCAUGUUGUUCAUCUCAGUCAUAGUUGUCUACAUUCUGUCUUUGAAAGAAAUCUCCUUGAUUUCCAGAAUAACAUUUAUGUAAUGUAGUCCCUACAUUUUCUUUGCUUAAUGCACUUGACCACAAGCCUGAAACAAAUGCACAUUGUUACACAAGGGAGUGAAACUUAAAGGCCGGUACUUGUGAUUGAUUCCUAUUGUUUAUGUGUUGUCGGGUUAGUCUUAUUCCUCAUUGUAAAACGGCCCUGCACCGUGACAGAACCCCCUUGAACCGUCACUCGCUGUUCUCUUUUUAUUUCAACCCUUUGCUGGUCUUUUGCCUUAUUAUAAAGCAUUCGCUGUAAGUCAAUUCUGGAUUUGUAAAAAAAAAAAAAAAAAAAAAAAGCAAAGCUAAGUCAUUAA